CAAUCAUCCAGAUACAUUAGCCAGCCCGCGUGAUGAUGCGAAGUGCGCGCCUUCGUUUGUGGCCAGUGUUGCUUUCGUGGGCAAGCUGGGCCUUUGUGUCACAUCAUUUCAUUUCACGAGAGCUUCAGCCACUGCGAGCAGCAGUGCGCAAUAUGCCGAAGUCCUACUUCGACGCAGAUGACAUCGAAGACCGAGAGCUACCCGACCAACUCUCUGAAUCGGCACGGUUGGCAAUCAAAGCCACCGAGGUGGAGGAGGCCAAACCAGCAAAAGAGUGGCAAGAAGUGUUCAAACAGUGCAUGGCAAGCUUCAGUGGUCAGCCUACCUGUUGAUUUUGCCAUAGGUGGCUGUAGCAUUUGGUUGGCAUUUUGUUCAUGUGUGUUUUUGUUUGCCUGAAUUCAAAGGCGAUUGAUUCGUUCAAAUUGAAACCGCUAUGAUUUUUCUAGAAAAAUCACAGAAGCGUGAACAAUGGGAAACAGACUGUUUUGAAAAGACCUGGCAAUGUCUUUGGAGUAGGACCUACUACAUCUACUACUCAGUAGGAUUUCAGAAUGUCUUUCUGGCUUGGAAAGUGCAUCGCUACUAGUAACAAGAUGUAACAAGUGCAUUACUUCUAGUAACAAGAAGCUACGAACGUAGCGAGGAGUGCCUUUCAGGUACCAAUGCUCAAAGUCUCCGAAAUCUUUUGUGGGAAAUCCACGGUACAUGGCUGGGGUCUUUUUGCAGGAAGAGACUUUGAGCAGGGCGAGAUUCUUCAUGAAUCACCAGGUCGACUGAUUGAAGGGCAGCCAGAGUGUAUCAGCGAUGACGUCUUUGCAACUACCCAAGUUCUUUGGGAAGACGAGGCCAAGAACUACUCGAUUCUGGGUCUUGGAUUUGCCUCGCUACACAAUCAUGCAGAGGAUCCAAACACUGAUUUUGCUUGGGAGCAACGUCGAGAGCAUGGGCGUAGACUCGUGGGACGCUUCUGGGCAUUGAGGCCAGUGCUGAAAGGUGAGGAGUUGUUUAUCUCCUACGGUUCGAAGUGGUUCAGCUCCAGGAACAUCACAGCCAAAGCACCAGGUGGUGACUGACAACAAUCUGAGCUGACACCAUUGAGCUUUGAACCUCCGGGCGUUCUUCUCCCCCCGCGCGAUGGCCUUGACGACGACCCGCCUUCGAGCUGUUGGCAAACGUUUCGUUUGCGCUUAGGAAGAGUGCAAAGCAGCAAGUGAACGGCACUGAACGUGCAGACGGCACCUGCUCCGUGCGAUUGCGCGAUUGCGCAGCAAGUGAACGACUUGCUGGAAGCACACGCUUCAAAUCUGAUUGAAUGCCCGGAAUCAAAAGGUGAC
Durusdinium trenchii is the source of this 1334-nucleotide messenger RNA. NCBI's taxonomy places the organism in Eukaryota, Dinophyceae, Suessiales, Symbiodiniaceae. The record is from the annotation of a GenBank genome assembly.